UUGAGGACGUGGCCACAACGUUUCCGGGACCGUUUUUUUUUUUUUUUUUUAAUAUGGAACUUUACCAGGCGCACAGUGGCUUAGUGGUAGCACGUUCGCCUCACGCCAUCAGGGUUGGGGGUUCAAUUCCUGCCGCUGCCCUGUGUGUACCCCAUGCUGCGAGUGUUUCCUCUGGUACUCUGAUUUCCUCCCCUAGUCCAAAGACAUGCAUGGUAUGAUUGGCUGAUUGGCAUGUCCAAAGUGUGUGUAGUGGGUGUGUGAAUGUGAUUGUGUAUGUGAUUGAACACCCUGUCCAGGAUGUACCCCACCUUGUGCCUGAUGCUUCCUGGGAUAUGCUCCAGGUUCCCUGUGACCCUGAAUGAUAAGCGGUAUAGAAGAUGGAUGGAUGGAUGGAUGGAUGGAACUUUAUCAAGACGUGGUCACAACAUUUUCAUAAAGUAGUCACGCUGAUGAAAGGACAACUAGCUAGCGACGCCAUCAGAACAUACUGUGUUUGCUGGGUUCUGAUUAAAACAUAUAAUAGAUAGACCUAUACAGUUCUGUCCCGGAAAUUACUUAAUAAGGAUAUUUUUUAAACUUUUGGAGUAAAUGAAUGCUGCCCAAUUUUCACGUCCCAGUUUCUGAGUGUUUGGGCCACGUUUGUGAAGUUACUGCGCCAUCUCGUGUUCCUUUGAGGAAUUUUAUUGCUUUGGUCAGUUCGCUUCCGUAAACAUGGCUGGAAACAAAGGUCAAAUGGUUAACGUUAUGAAUGACUUUAAUUGAGUAUUGAGCCAUGGGAUUGCACACAAUGUUCUGUAGAGGAGCUCGGGCGCUGACCAAAAUCAAAUUAAGCAUGUCGCCAUUCUGUGUUUUGAGCAGCGAGCCAUACCGAGUGAUUCACGACAGGAAACAACGUCGUUUCACUAUCAGACUGGACGACGGAGGUAAAGUACAAAGCGCGGUGCUGAAGUACUCAUACAGGAGUGACGGACACCUGCAUUUGUUAUCGACCCAAGUUCCGGAGUCUUUCAGAGGUAAAGGAGUAGCUGCGAGUCUGGCCAAGUGGCAAGGGGUGAUGUAUAUUAGGCAGCAACUGAACAGUCAUUUCUCAAAGUUGAUGUGUUGGAAGCAGGAAACAUGGGGAAGUGUAAGUGGGCAUGUGAGUAUCAGAAUUGUACCGUGGAGUAAUGGAAGAAGGUGGCCUGGUCUGAUGAAUCAUAUUUUGUUUUACAUCAUAUGGAUGGCUGUUUGCGUGUGCUUUGCUUACCUGGUGAAGAGAUGGCACAAGGAUGCACUAUGGAAAGGCAGUGUGAUGCUUUGGGCAAUAUUCUGCUGGGAAACUUUGGGUCCUGGCAUUCAUGUGGAUGUUACUUUGACACGUAGCACCUAUCUAAACAUUGUUGCAGACCAAGUACACCCCUUCAUGGCCACUUUAUUCCUUAAUGGCAGUUUCCUCUUUCAGCAGGAUAAUGUGCCCUGUCACACUGCAAAAAAAUGUUCAGGAAUGGUUUGAGGAACACGACAGAGUGUUCAAGGUGUUGACUUUGCCUCCAAAUUCCCCAGAUCUCAAUCUGAUCUAGCAUCUUUGGGAUGUAUUAAUGUCUCUGAUUUCUGGUUUUAAAAACCUUAUUCAUCUGAUAAUAAAGAUUAAAAUCUGAAAUAAUCCUGGAUUGUUAUAAAGUUGUGUACAGACCUUAGGAGUUCUAUUAUUUUCUUGCAGCUGUAGUGAAGGCAUUAAACAGCAUUGUCAUAGAUUGUUGAACGAGUAAAUUAAGUAUAUAAGUGACCUAUCCAUAUUUCAGACCUUUAGCAUUAACCAAGCGGCUUGUGUAAAAGGAAAAAACAUUCAAACCCAUGUGUUAAUUCUAUUAUUAUAGCACACAUUUAACAAAAUAUAUGUGCUCAAAAUAUUUCUGGUAUCUGAUAAACAGACAGUUUUAUUUAUACAUUUCUCUUAAAUCAAAUUUUAUGUAUAGAUUUUCCAAAGCAAGUGUAAUCAGCCCUGAUGAUUUGGCUGCUAAAUUUAAAACAAGAUAUUGUAGGAAAAACUUUGCAUUUUAAUAAAAUAAAUCAUCAACUAAAAUGAUAAUGUUCUCUAUAGUGAAAAUAAUAAUAAAUAAUGCUAAUGGAAUUUUUCAGUGUUACCAUCUU
Molecule: messenger RNA, 2130 nt
Organism: Ictalurus furcatus (blue catfish)
Lineage: Eukaryota; Metazoa; Chordata; Actinopteri; Siluriformes; Ictaluridae
Product: protein NATD1
Exons: 3
Coding region: 773-1492 (239 amino acids)
Molecular function (GO): nucleic acid binding
Source: RefSeq, a predicted model, not a curated record